Messenger RNA from Selaginella moellendorffii, 1277 nucleotides. RefSeq names its product tetraspanin-8. Gene Ontology annotation, biological process: auxin-activated signaling pathway. Lineage: Eukaryota; Viridiplantae; Streptophyta; Lycopodiopsida; Selaginellales; Selaginellaceae. The record is from RefSeq and is a predicted model, not a curated record. The coding region runs from base 269 to 1201 and encodes 310 amino acids. The transcript has 2 exons. Gene Ontology annotation, cellular component: plasma membrane; plasmodesma.
UCCAUCUCAUGAUCGGGGACUACUCGAUCGAGCCACUGGAGGACAACUACGGGUGCCUCGUCGAUCUUCUCGGCCGCGCCGGGCGUCUUGAUAAGGUUGAGGAGCUCAUUCAAACCAUGCCCAUGUGGCCAUCUCCCGCUCAAUGGAUGAGCCUCUUGGGCGCUUGCCACAUCCACGGUGACGUACACCGGGGUGUACGGACAUCCCGGAGCUCGAACCAUGGCCACUCCUCGGCGUACGUCGUGAUGUCCAACCUCUGUACGGUCAGAUGACGCCCGUCAGGUCCUUGUCACGCUCAUUAAACAUGGUGGCCCAUUCUUAUCCCCGUCCGUACGCGCGCUGGCCUGGAGCAGCAGAUGCCAAGGCCGGGCAUUUUUGUCGCGCUUCCGUACGCGAGUGUUCUAGGCGAUUCCAGCCCGAUCGAUCGAUCGAUCAGAUGGGUCUGACGAGCAACUACCUCACGGGGAUCCUGAAUUUUGUGGCGAUGAUCCUCUCGCUGGCGGUGAUUGGGGCGGGAAUUUGGCUUGCGCACCGGCACGAGACGGCGUGCGUGAAAUUCCUCCAGUUUCCCGUGAUCGCGCUAGGGCUCUUCAUCCUGCUCGUGUCCCUGGCGGGAUUUAUCGGCAGCUGCUUCCGGAUCGCGUGGCUGCUGUGGAUCUAUCUCCUGGUUAUGCUGCUCCUCAUCCUAGCGCUGCUGGCAUUCACGGCAUUUGCGUUUGUGGUGACGAGCAGGGGCGGUGCCAGGCAUUCUCUGGCUGGAUUGGGCUACGAGGAGUAUAGGCUCACGGAUUACUCGCCCUGGCUCCAAGAUCGCGUCAAGAAUCCGGGAAAUUGGGCAAAGAUCAAGAGCUGCUUGAUCGCUGCGAGGGUUUGCGUCGGCCUGGAAGAAGCUACAUUCACCAAUUACUCCCCAUUGCAGUCUGGAUGCUGCCGGCCUCCAGCGGCGUGUGGCUUCGCUAACGCCACAAGCUGGGCGGAUCCCCAGAACCCUAAUUCCGACCCGGAUUGCUCGCGGUGGAACCAGGAGGAUCUGUGCCUGGACUGCGGUUCCUGCAAGGCGGGAGUGCUCGAGAACAUCAAGCGCGACUGGCGCAAGGUCGCGUUCGUGAGCGCGGUGAUGUUCUUCUUCCUGGUGAUCGUCUAUUCCGUGGGCUGCUGCGCGUUUCGAAACGCUCGCAAGAAAGAAGUUUUAGGGUUCUAGAGGGUCAAAAUUUGUCAACGGUCAGCCGUUUGAAUUGUUUAAUUUUUUUUUCUAAACGAGAGAAGGGUUGAGACUA